AUGUCCCUCCGCCGGCUCCUUUCCCGCGUGCUCUGCCUUCUCCUUCCGCUGGCCGUAGCAAGCAGUGUGUAUCUCUACCUCUACCCGGCCUUCCAUGGCUGUGCUUUCCCGCUGCCCAAGGGUGACCGUAGAGGCUUAAUCUCGAAUUCAUUUUUCAAUGUACUCCGCCAACACUUCUCACCGCAGUCCGCCGAGGACCCUGCGACCUUCAGACUCCUGGUCCUAGCAGAUCCCCAGCUAGAAGGCGACAGCUCCCUCCCAAAACCCGAAGAUGAACUUUUGGCCCGGAUUCAACAUCACUGGGUGACUGUGAAAUCAUCGGUGAAUGAGACGCAGCCUGUUAACCCUCGCCAAAUUCUCACCGCCGUCUCAACCGCAUUGCGCUUCCUCGUGGAUGAGGACAUCCCUCGCGCAUUACGUGCAGUUCGGAAACGGCUCGAUUUAUUGGGCAACGACUACUACCUCGCACAUAUAUACCGCACACUGCAUUGGUGGAGUCGCCCAACGCACGUCGCGGUCUUGGGUGACCUGAUUGGGAGCCAAUGGGUGACGGAUGAGGAGUUCGAGCGGCGCGGCCGCAGAUACUGGGAACGGGUCUUCAAGGGUGGGGAGCGGAUCAGUGAUGACAUUACAGCCACCGGUGCAAGGAACUAUAGCGGUAGCGAGGAGACGAGCAGCGGACUGGAGAGACUGAACGCCACGCAUUCGACAUGGGACCGGAAGAUCAUCAACAUCGUGGGGAACCAUGACGUUGGGUAUUCCGGGGACUCAAGUGAAGCACGGAUUGAGCGGUUCGAGCGCGUGUUCGGCCGUGCGAACUGGGAUGUGCGAUUCCAGUACCCACUGGACCAAGUUGACAUUGAUAACUCGACUGUUGCUCCUCCCACUCUGCAUCUGAUCAUUCUGAAUACCCUGACCCUCGAUUCACCGGCCCUGUCCUCUGACGUUCAGUCGCAUAGUUAUGUCUACAUCAACGAUCUCAUUUCGCAUCGCUCUUACCCUGUGGAAGACCGGACGACGUUUACCCUCCUUCUUACCCAUCUCCCUCUACACAAGCAGGAGGGUAUAUGCACUGACGGACCUUACUUUACAUUCCACGAAUCAGACGAUGAGGACGGCCCCGACGGCGUACCGCGCUUCAAGGCCGGGGGCCUGAAAGAACAGAACCACCUCAGCGACCACCUCAGCACCGGCGGAGUCCUUCAGGGGAUCUUCGGCAUGACCGGGGACGAAACCGCUCCGGCCGGAGGAUGGGGACGGAAUGGGCUCAUCCUCACAGGCCACGACCACACCGGUUGUGACGUGGUCCACUUUGUGAACCGAACAGUCGACCCAACAACCGACGAGGACUUUAAGUCCCAGUUUUGGAAAUGGGAUGUAAAACGCUAUGCCCCCGGCGCUGUCGAUAACUUUACGCCCUCAAUUAGAGAAGUCACCCUUCGCUCUAUGAUGGGCGAAUACGGUGGUAACGCUGGUCUGCUUUCUUUGUGGUUCAAUACUGCUGUCAACGAAUGGCAGUAUGAGAUCACUAUGUGCAUGGCUGGCGUGCAGCAUAUCUGGUGGGCGGUGCAUAUCGUUGAUCUGGUGGCUUGUAUUCUUCUUCUGGGCUAUAUAGCUGCUGACCACCAUCACACUUCCUUCGCUCGAAGUCGAACCACGCAGAAAAAGGCCAGCAAAACUCACCCUCUUCCAGACAUCUUGGCUGUGUAUCACGUAAACGGUGUCGGAUACUAG
Aspergillus alliaceus is the source of this 1734-nucleotide messenger RNA. RefSeq lists its product as uncharacterized. NCBI's taxonomy places the organism in Eukaryota, Fungi, Ascomycota, Eurotiomycetes, Eurotiales, Aspergillaceae. The record is from RefSeq and is a predicted model, not a curated record. Gene Ontology annotation, biological process: GPI anchor biosynthetic process. The transcript is spliced from 2 exons. Bases 1 to 1734 code for a protein of 577 amino acids. Gene Ontology annotation, cellular component: endoplasmic reticulum.